AAUAAAACGUGAAAAGCGAUAGUCUUGGCUAUCUACACGAUCCCCACAAUCCAGCGUGCAUUCAUUUCGCAACAAAACCAAAACUUCCAAUUCCAAAAUUCCCUCUUUAACGUUCUUCCUUUCCGUUACACAACAACAACACCACCCCCAAAAUCAAAUCCAAUACUUCAACCAAACCCACUCAAAUCAAAUUUCACACUUCAUCAAUCAAACAUGGCUGGCUACAGAGCUGAUGACGAGUACGAUUACCUCUUCAAACUCGUCCUGAUCGGCGAUUCCGGAGUUGGAAAAUCCAACUUGCUUUCUAGGUUCACCAGAAACGAGUUCAAUUUGGAAUCCAAAUCUACUAUUGGCGUUGAAUUCGCUACCAAAAGCUUGAAUGUUGAUUCCAAAGUUAUUAAGGCUCAGAUUUGGGACACUGCUGGUCAAGAAAGAUACCGUGCCAUUACUAGUGCUUACUACCGAGGAGCUGUUGGUGCCUUACUUGUCUAUGAUGUCACACGCCGUGCUACAUUUGAGAAUGCUGCCAGAUGGUUGAAAGAGUUGAGAGAUCACACAGACCCCAACAUUGUGGUCAUGCUUAUUGGAAAUAAGUCGGAUCUCCGACACCUUGUCGCUGUACCCACAGAAGAUGGAAAAUCUUUUGCAGAAAGAGAGUCUCUCUACUUCAUGGAGACUUCUGCUUUGGAAGCAACCAAUGUUGAGAAUGCAUUCAGUGAGGUUCUUUCUCAGAUAUACCAUAUAGUGAGCAAGAAAGCAGUCGAAGCUGGUGAAAGUGGCAGUUCCUCUGCAGUCCCAUCUAUAGGACAGACAAUUAACGUAAAAGAGGAUUCUUCGGUUUUCAAGAAAUUUGGAUGCUGCUCGAACUAGAUGCUUCAUGUAUGGCAUUUGGUUUGGAUAGCCUGUGUCAUCUUGUAAAUGUCUGUGCGAGAUCUGGGAUUUCAACUUGUAGCAUACUGCUAGUCUUACAUAUUAUUUUGGAUAAUGUUUAAAGCAUCAUGGAUAUGCAGGAUUUGUUUUUCUUAUAGCGGUUUUCUUAAGUUGUGCUUGAAACAAAUAGGGCUACCAAAAUUCAUAUAGGUUAAGUUUCAUUUGCAGGAUUUUGAUACUUGCUAUGGUGCAGCAAAUAACAGUUUGAAUAUCAUUUUGUUAGAAUCAUAAAAUUGAAACCAUUGUGUUUAUUUUUGUUA
Molecule: messenger RNA, 1190 nt
Organism: Vicia villosa (hairy vetch)
Lineage: Eukaryota; Viridiplantae; Streptophyta; Magnoliopsida; Fabales; Fabaceae
Product: ras-related protein Rab11D
Exons: 2
Coding region: 214-870 (218 amino acids)
Cellular component (GO): endosome
Molecular function (GO): GTP binding; GTPase activity
Source: RefSeq, a predicted model, not a curated record